UAGAGAGAGAGAGAGAGAAAUGGAGGGAGAGCCGGGUCAGAGAGCGAGAGAGAGGAGAGAGAAAGAGAGAUUGGUAUAACCCCAAAUCGUGUAUGGUUAAAGGGCAAAAGGGGUUUAGGUUUCGAGGGCACCCGCCCCUCCUCUCUCAAAAAAGCUGCUUUUACCUGGUUCGAUUUGGUUGAGGAACCCUAACGGUGUCAGGCAAUUACUGCUAUUAAUUAUGCUGAGAAUAAUUUAUUUGAAUGUGGAUGGUUGAGCAAUGGAGGGUGAGGAGUGUAGGACUGUGAGGAUGGUUUUCAAGGGAUAAGUGUGCUGCCCAUGCCUUGUUUGUUGGCUCGAAUGAGAGAAGGUGAACUUUUACAGGCGUUAUGGCGGAACAGUCAUCUCGUCUUCAUCGCCUGCUUACUUUGCUGGACACUGGGUCAUCUCAAGCAACAAGAUUUGCUGCUGCGCGACAGAUUGGGGAUAUUGCAAGAUUACAUCCUCAAGACUUGAACUCUCUUUUAAAGAAGGUUUCUCAAUAUCUACGUAGUAAGAAUUGGGACACUAGGGUGGCUGCUGCUCAUGCUAUUGGGUCUAUUGCGGAGAAUGUCAAGCACACAUCUCUGAAAGAGUUAUUUACUAUGGUUGAAAUGGAGAUGUCAGAGGCCGGACUAUCUGAAAACAUGGAGAUGAUGGGAUUGUGGAAUUUCCAUCCAGAAACAAUAUCAGGGCUUUCUUUCAGCGGUUUUGAAAUAGGCAAGGUAUUGGAAUUUGGUGCUCCACUAUUGGCGUCAGGAGGGCAGGAGUAUGAUGCAGUAAAUGAUAACAAGAACCCAGCAGAGCGAUUGACACGCCAGAAACAGAAUCUUCGGCGUCGUUUAGGUUUGGAUGUAUGUGAGCAGUUUAUGGAUGUGAGUGAUGUGAUCAGGGAUGAGGAUCUGCUGGUUAAUAGAGUUCCUUCACAUGUUAAUGGGGUACAUCCUGGGUAUUAUACAUCUCAAUCUGGACAGCACAUCCACAAUUUGGUUGCUACUAUGGUUCCUGGUUUCAUUUCUAAAAGGUUGAGUGCAAGGGAGUUGAAUCUUUUGAAACGAAAGGCCAAAGUCAAUGUGAAAGACCAUGUGAAGGGUUGGGUUGAUGAUGAAGAUUCUGAGGUACCGCCAUCUCAAACUUCUCUGAUUCCGAAGUCCACAUCUUUAGACCCAUUACAGUGCAGUAAGAUAUCCAUGGAAGCUAUGAUGGAUGAUGAUUCUUUCAUACAAGAUGGCGUUGGCAGGUGGCCAUUUGGUCAUUUUGUUGAACAGCUUAUUCAUGAUGUCUUUGAUCCCAUAUGGGACGUACGCCAUGGAAGUAUAAUGGCUCUGAGAGAAAUUUUAACACAUCAAGCAGCAUCUGCUGGUGUGUUCAUGCCUGACUUGGCCUCAGAAGAUUCUUGGUAUUCUGAUUUUGGAAGUAAAAUAAAUAUGACGAGCACCAUGAAGAGGGACAGAGAGAUUGAUCUGAACAUCCAAUGCUCAGUAGAAGACUCUGAGCCAUGUUUGAAGAGACAGAAAUCAGAAGACGAGUCAGGGCAACUAUUAAAUGGAGAACCCUCUUGUUGCAGGGAGCUGAAUCCUGGUGUGGGUGUUAAAUAUGACAUUAAAUAUGAAGAUGCCUUGAGCCAUCCAAGUCAUGGAAUAGAAAACAAUGUACAAAACAUGGUGACUGUUAAGGUAGAGGCUGAGUCAAGUGUGGACGGUUCUUAUUUUCAGUGUCCCAAAGUAGAGGAAGAUGGAGAUGGAUCACAGAAUAAAGCUUUCUCUAAAGAUACACGUUCCUCUACACAACUAGACAUUGCAACAAAGCUACCUGAAAAUGAAAAAUUGUUGAAGUUGGUCAAUCUAGCAAAAAUUUCGUGGGCCAAAAAUUGGGAGUUUCUCCAAGAUUGCGCAAUUCGAUUUCUUUGCGUAUUGUCAUUAGAUCGUUUUGGAGAUUAUGUUUCUGAUCAGGUUGUUGCUCCAGUCCGUGAAACCUGUGCUCAAGCUCUCGGUGCUGUUCUUAAAUACAUGCAUCCUUCAUUAGUUCAUGGAACUUUGAAUGUCUUAUUACAGAUGCAGUAUCGCCAAGAAUGGGAAAUUCGUCAUGGCAGUCUCUUGGGAUUAAAGUAUUUGGUUGCGGUCAGACAGGAAAUGCUUCAAGACUUGCUUGUCUAUGUUCUUCCUGCAUGUAAAGCUGGACUAGGAGAUCCAGAUGAUGAUGUGAGAGCAGUUGCAGCUGAGGCCUUGAUACCUACGGCUCGUGCUAUAGUUUCACUUAAAGGACAAACAUUACACUCUAUUGUGAUGCUACUGUGGGAUAUAUUGCUUGACCUAGAUGACCUGAGUCCAUCCACUAGCAGUGUGAUGCACUUGCUGGCAGAGAUUUAUUCACAACCUGAGGUGGUUCCAGAAACUUUGGGUGUCGUAGAACAUCAAGGAUUCGAUCUGAAUGAAGUAGUCCCUACUGAUGAAAAUGGAGACAGUAUGAAACUUGAAGAGAAUACUCAUAUUUUAUCAACUCUAGCUCCACGCUUGUGGCCAUUCAUGAGACACAGUAUUACGUCAGUUCGGCAUGCUGCUAUCCGUACCCUGGAGCGGCUGCUUGAAGCAGGCUCUAGGAGGCAAUCUUCUGACGAAACAAGCACUAGUUCCUGGCCUGCCUCUAUAUUGGGUGAUACCCUUCGUAUUGUCUUUCAGAAUUUACUUCUGGAAUCCAAUGAGGAAAUUUUGCAGUGUUCAGUGACAGUUUGGAGGCUUCUGCUUCAGUGUCCAGUGGAGGAAUUGGGAGCUGCUGCAAAUUCAUAUUUUUCUUCAUGGCUACAACUUGCAACUACUCCCUUUGGUUCUGUCUUAGAUUCUACAAAGAUGUUCUGCCCAGCAUUUUUACCAAGAAAAAGCCAUUUCAGAGCAGCGGCAAAGAUGAGAGCAGUCAAAGGAGAGACUGGGUAUCAUGGAAAUUUUGGUUUGGAUCCUGCAAAGGAGAUCCACUCACAAGAACAGUUUUUAGAUGCGUCUACCAAUUCUACAAAGAUCGUUGUUGGAGCUGAUAGUGAGAAGUCAGUUACUCGUACACGAGUAGUUGCAUCCACAGCAUUGGGAGUGCUUGUAUCACAUUUAUCUGAAGCAUCACUGCCAUUUGUUGUUAAUUCAUUGUGGGAAAAUCUCUCUUCAUCAUCGGGAGUCCAGCGACAGGUGGCCUCUAUGGUUCUUGUUGCGUGGUUUAAGGAGCUCAAAUACCAGGACACCCCGAGCAUGCAUGCUAGUGUUAUUAGAAGUGUCACUCCACUUAGACAGCUGUUAAUAGAACUGUUGGCAUGCACAGAUCCUGCAAUGCCUACGAAAGAUUCGUUUCUUCCUUAUUCCGAACUCUCAAGGACAUACAUGAAGAUGCGCAAUGAAGCCAAUCUGUUAUUCCGUGCAGCUGAUUCAUCUGGUUUGUUUGAGAAUGUAUUGACAUCACUAAACUUUUCUGCUGAUACAGUAGGUGUUGAAGAUGCUAUCAGUUUCGGAUCAAAACUAUCACCCCGCAGCAACCACACAAUUGGAGAUGGAACUGUGGAUAAGCAGGUUCUUGAUGACAUAGAAUCAUGCAGACAACGACUUUUGUCAACCUCUGGCUAUUUAAAAUGUGUUCAGAGCAAUUUGCAUAUUACGGUCUCAUCUUUAUUAGCUUCUGCGGUGACCUGGAUGUCAGAGCUUCCUGCACGACUUAAUCCAAUCAUUCUGCCCUUAAUGGCUGCCGUCAAACGAGAACAGGAGGAAGUGUUGCAACAGAAGGCAGCAGAAGCACUUGCAGAGCUUAUUUCAUUUUGCAUAGUACGCAAACCAGGCCCAAAUGACAAGUUAAUUAAGAACCUCUGCACCUUAACAUGCUUAGAUCCUUGUGAGACGCCACAAGCUGCGCUGUUAAAUUCUAUGGAGACCAUUGAUGAUCAAGAUUUGUUGUCUUUUGGGAAAGGCACAAGUACUCAAAAGUCCAAGGUCCAGAUGCUAUCUUCUGGUGAAGAAAGGUCAAGGGCUGAGGGUUUUAUCAGCAGGCGUGGAGCAGAAAUUGCACUGAAGUGUCUAUGUGAGAGAUUUGGAGCUUCAUUAUUUGAUCAACUUCCUAAAUUGUGGGAGUGCCUCACUGAGGUGCUCAAGCCCAGCAUUCCUGAUGGUUCACAGUCUUCAGCAAAUUUACAGAAUGCGCAACAUGGGGAUCUUGUUGAUGACCCACAGGCUUUGAUAAACAAUCUUCAGGUUGUGUGCUCUAUUGCACCUUUAUUGGAUGAGACAUUGAAAACCAAGUUGGUCACGCUUUUUCCAUGCAUCUUUGACUGCAUACGCCAUAAACACAUUGCAGUCAGAUUAGCUGCAUCAAGGUGUAUAACCGCUAUGGCAAAGACAAUGACUACUAGUGUAAUGGGAGCUGUUAUGGAGAGUGCUCUUCCACUGUUGAGGGAUUCAGUAUCUGUUCAUGCUAGACAAGGUGCUGGCAUGCUUGUGAGUCUACUCGUACAGGGAUUAGGUGCGGAACUUGUGCCCUAUGCACCUUUGCUUGUCGUGAAUCUUCUAGGAUGUAUGAGCGAUAGUGAUCGUGCAGUCAGACAAAGUGUUACACACAGUUUCGCUGCACUUGUACCUCUUCUGCCGUUGGCCAGAGGCCUUCGUCCACCUGUGGGAGUCAGUGAAAGCUUAUCAAGAACUACAGAAGAUGCACAUUUUCUGGAGCAGCUCCUAGAUAACUCUCAUGUCGAUGAUUACAAACUUUCAUUCGAAUUGAAAGUGACAUUAAGGAGGUAUCAACAGGAAGGCAUAAACUGGCUCUCCUUCCUGAGACGAUUCAAACUUCAUGGAAUUUUGUGUGAUGACAUGGGUCUUGGAAAAACACUUCAGGCUUCUGCAAUUGUGGCAUCUGAUACUGUAGAACAGCUUGCUUCGAAUAAUGACAAGGAUAAUUUACUAUCACUAAUUAUUUGCCCAUCUACCUUAGUGGGGCACUGGGCAUUUGAAAUAGAAAAAUUUAUUGACUCUUCCAUAAUAAAUCCUCUCCAGUAUGUUGGUUCUGCUCAAGACCGUGUUGCACUUCGUAGUCAAUUUGGAAAGUAUAAUGUUAUUAUUACAUCAUAUGAUGUCAUUCGUAAAGAUAUUGAUCAUCUGGGACAGCUUGUAUGGAACUAUUGCAUUUUAGAUGAGGGACAUGUCAUCAAGAAUUCAAAAUCGAAAAUCACAUGUGCGGUGAAGCAGUUGAAAGCUGAACAUCGCCUCAUACUUAGUGGAACACCGAUUCAGAACAAUGUCUUGGAGCUGUGGUCCCUUUUCGACUUCUUGAUGCCAGGAUUUCUUGGGACGGAGAGACAGUUUCAAGCCACUUACGGAAAGCCGUUGCUCGCAGCAAAAGAUUCGAAAUGUUCUGCCAAGGAUGCUGAAGCAGGUGCUCUUGCUAUGGAAGCAUUGCACAAACAGGUUAUGCCAUUCCUUCUUCGUCGAACGAAAGAUGAAGUUUUGUCCGAUUUACCUGAGAAAAUAAUUCAGGACCGAUAUUGUGACCUGAGCCCCAUUCAACUGAGACUAUAUGAACAGUUCUCUACUUCGAAUGCAAGAAAGGAAAUCUCGUCAUUGAUGGAAGCGAAUGAGCAACCAAGUGCUCCUGUAUCUGCCAACCCUUCUUCCAAAGCAUCAUCUCAUGUUUUUCAGGCACUUCAGUACUUGUUGAAGCUUUGUAGCCAUCCGUUGCUUGUUCUAGGGGAAAAGCCUUCAGAUUCCCUUCUUCACAUGGUAUCAGAAGUCAUCUCUGGUGGUGGUGACAUUACAUCAAAUCUACAUGAUCUCCAACAUUCUCCAAAAUUGGUUGCUCUAAAAGAAAUACUUGAAGAAUGUGGAAUUGGGAUGGAAACAUCAGGUUCAGAGGGGGCUGUGAUUGGUGGUGGUCAGCACCGAGUUUUGAUAUUUGCUCAGCAUAAGUCAUUAUUGGACAUUAUUGAAAGAGAUUUGUUCCAUACCCAUAUGAAGAGUGUCACAUAUUUGAGAUUGGAUGGCUCUGUUGAGCCAGAAAGACGUUUUGAAAUCGUGAAAGCCUUCAAUUCGGACCCUACAAUUGAUGUCCUCUUGCUCACAACACAUGUUGGUGGGCUUGGUUUGAAUCUCACAUCAGCUGACACUCUGGUUUUUAUGGAGCAUGAUUGGAAUCCUAUGAGGGAUCACCAGGCUAUGGAUAGAGCUCAUAGGCUGGGCCAACGCAAAGUUGUAAAUGUCCAUCGCCUUAUCAUGCGCGGUACCCUUGAAGAGAAAGUCAUGAGUCUUCAGAAGUUCAAAGUCUCGGUUGCAAAUGCUGUUAUCAAUGCAGAGAAUGCCAGUUUGAAGACAAUGGAUACUUCCCAGUUGCUUGAUCUGUUUACAACCUCACAGCCUAGUCGCCAGCAGGGUGCUGUCUCUUCCAAGAGUUCAAAUGGCGAAAAUGCGGAUACAAAAUCUAUUGGAGGAGGGAGGGGGAUAAAGUCCAUCUUAAGUGGACUAGGAGAGCUUUGGGAUGAGUCUCAAUACUCAGAUGAGUACAACGUCAGCCAGUUUUUAGCCAGGCUGAACAGCUGAGUGGAAGCAUCAGCAAAGUGUACAAAAAAAUGUUAGAUUGGUUGGUUGGUAAGAGUUCUCCGACCGCAAGAUUUUGUUUCUUAGUUUUGAUUCUUUUCUCUUGUAUACAUGCCUUUUGCAAUUAUCGGAGAGCGCCAAGGCUUCGGGUCGUCGAAGCCAGGGCUUUUGUACCAUGGUACAAUUUGAGAAAGGAAAGGGAAAAAUGUAAAUUUGUUAUUUCGUGUUA
Molecule: messenger RNA, 6795 nt
Organism: Amborella trichopoda
Lineage: Eukaryota; Viridiplantae; Streptophyta; Magnoliopsida; Amborellales; Amborellaceae
Gene: RGD3
Product: ROOT GROWTH DEFECTIVE 3
Molecular function (GO): DNA binding; ATP hydrolysis activity; ATP binding
Source: RefSeq, a predicted model, not a curated record